Messenger RNA from Rhizopus microsporus ATCC 52813, 440 nucleotides. RefSeq lists its product as uncharacterized. Bases 66 to 287 code for a protein of 73 amino acids. The transcript has 2 exons. NCBI's taxonomy places the organism in Eukaryota, Fungi, Mucoromycota, Mucoromycetes, Mucorales, Rhizopodaceae. The record is from RefSeq and is a predicted model, not a curated record.
AGAAUUUCCUAAUAAAGAUUGUUACCUCCGACGAGUCUGUUGAGGGCGUUUGGGAAUGUAAGCUGAUGGUGUUUUCGCUGUACUUCUUCUUCGAUUCGAAAUCGAGUGGCAAAUUGUUGGCACAGUUCUUCGAUUUCCUCAGGGAAGAGACUCUGAUUUGGCUGUAUGCAUUGUGCUCACUUUCCAUAAUACUGUCCACGAUACGUGGUUUGAAAAAAAAUGCACCAGAAAAUGGGCUGAUACAUCAUUUUACAACUUCACACUACCAAGGUAUCUACCUAGCCUAAGGCUGUCCAGUUCACUCUCUCUGAUAUAAAAUGUGAAUGCAUCAUAAUUACAAGUGAAUAAUCUUGGCUCUUUGUUGAUCAACUGACAACAUAAAAUUAGAAUAAAUACAUCAAUAGCAACAUUUCUUUUUUAUCUCUUUCUUCUUGAAAAGA